Molecule: messenger RNA, 363 nt
Organism: Kwoniella botswanensis
Lineage: Eukaryota; Fungi; Basidiomycota; Tremellomycetes; Tremellales; Cryptococcaceae
Exons: 2
Coding region: 1-363 (120 amino acids)
Source: RefSeq, a predicted model, not a curated record
AUGCCACCUAAAGUAGAGAAAGAAGCAUGGAACGAAGAACAUAACACGAUUUUGCUUCGAGGUAUCAUUCGACAAUCUCUCGUGCACAGAUCAGAUAUCUACCAGCUCCCAGGACUUGAAGGUGUAUCGGAGAACGGCGGCGAUAGGAUCAACAAGAAACUUCAAUCGAUCUUGAAGAAAGUAUCAGAGAAGUACCCAGGAAUGGUAGAUGAGGAGCUCAAAUCUUUGGGUAGAAGUAGAUCAAAGAAUGGUGAUGGUAAUGGUAUCGCUACUCCCACUUCUUCACCCAAGAAAGACAAAGGUGGAAAUGGUAAUACAACACCAAAGAAAAGAAAGGUCAAGGAAGAGGACGAAGAGGAGUGA